Cladophialophora carrionii CBS 160.54 is the source of this 3687-nucleotide messenger RNA. RefSeq lists its product as uncharacterized. Gene Ontology annotation, cellular component: catalytic step 2 spliceosome; intracellular anatomical structure. Gene Ontology annotation, biological process: spliceosomal complex disassembly. The transcript has 2 exons. Gene Ontology annotation, molecular function: RNA binding; ATP binding. Bases 1 to 3687 code for a protein of 1228 amino acids. NCBI's taxonomy places the organism in Eukaryota, Fungi, Ascomycota, Eurotiomycetes, Chaetothyriales, Herpotrichiellaceae. The record is from RefSeq and is a predicted model, not a curated record.
AUGGACGACUUCACCUCCCUCGAGCUGCUCUCGCUUGUCUCCAAAGUCACCUCCGAGCUCCACAACCACUUAGGCAUCAGCGACAAGACUCUCGCAGAGUUCGUCAUUGACCAGCACGAGAAAUGCGGCGGAGAUCUUGGGAAGUUCAAGGAGGUCCUGGCGGCCAUGGGCGCCGACUUUCCAAACAGCCUGGUGGAGAGCGUCGAUCGAUUGAUCCUGACUAUGCACCCCAAGCACAAGAAGAACCAGAAAUCGGCCGCACAAGAGAAUGGACAGUCAGAUAUGAACGAGCUGGAUGCCAUCGGGCGCAAGGCGAGGGUAUUCAAGGGUCUCGCUGUGCCCGAUCGUGAACAGGAAUGGAGCGAUUCCGAGGAUGAUGUGGCUGCCCAAAAGGCCGCAAGCAACGUCCGACCCGGCGCAGAUGAGGAUGACACCUUUGCGCUCCUGGAAGGUUUAGCAGCCAAACCGAAAAACUGCACAAAUAGCACGGCCGAAAGAAACAGGAAAAGAAGUCACAGCCCCGACCGUGAGGAGUACUCCAGAGAUAGGGAACACAGACGGAAAUACUGGUCCCGGAGUCCUAGUCCUCGCGAAGACAAGCGCUCGCGCCGACAUCGAGAUGAGGACCAUGCCGACAGAAGGAAUGGGCACAGAGAUCGGUACGACGAGAAACGGAAUGGCCAUCACAAAAGCAGGCGGCGCGAGUACGACGAUGAUUUCAGCAUGCCACCUCCGCAAGAAGUCGACGAACAGCCCAUACUAUACAAGGUCUACGACGCUGUGGUUAACGGGAUCAAAGACUUCGGAGCUUUUGCCAACUUGCAAGGGGUCAAAGGUAGUCCUAGCGGACUGAUUCACGUCUCAGCCAUCCAAGAGGGUGCACGGGUUAAUCAUCCCUCAGAUCUCCUGUCACGCGGCCAGCCCGUCAAGGUCAAGGUGGUCAAGAUGGAGAACAACAAAAUCAGCCUGUCAAUGAAAGAGGUUGAUCAAGUCACCGGACAGGACAUGGUACCGUCGCGGAGGAUAGCCUCUGGCGCCAACAUGGAACGCCUAAACGGUUUGCCCUCCGAUGAUCGUUACGGAAACCUGGGCAGCAGUGUGCCUGUACUUGAGGACGGAUACAACUCGAGGCCUGGCAAGAACAAAAAGAGAAUGACGUCUCCGGAGCGCUGGGAAAUCAAGCAACUCAUCGCGUCAGGCGCAAUCUCAGCAGCAGACUAUCCUGACAUCGAUGAGGAGUACAAUGCGACACUGAAUGGUGAAGGUCAGUUUGAAGAGGAGGAAGAAAUUGACAUCGAGGUCAGGGAGGAAGAACCACCAUUCCUGGCUGGGCAGACAAAGCAAUCUCUUGAACUAUCCCCCAUCCGCGUUGUGAAAGCUCCUGAAGGGUCACUGAACAGAGCGGCCCAAGCGGGCACGAAUCUAGCCAAGGAAAGAAGAGAGCUCAAACAACAGGAAGCUGCCGAUAAAGCCGCAGAAGAGGCUUCCAAGGUCGAUCUCAACGCUCAGUGGCAGGACCCCAUGAUUGCCCCUGAACAGCGCAAGUUUGCUUCAGAUCUUCGACAAGCACAGCAGCAAUCAUCAAAAGCAAUCGAAGCCGUGCCAGAGUGGAAGCGGGUAAUGCAGGGCAAGAAUCAGUCCUUUGGCAAAAGGACAGACAUGACGAUUAAGCAGCAAAGAGAGUCCCUUCCAGUCUUCAAAUUCCGCAAGCAACUGCUCGAAGCCGUCGCCGCAAACCAGUUGCUGAUCGUAGUUGGUGAUACUGGUUCUGGCAAAACGACUCAGGUGACGCAGUAUCUGGCUGAAGCUGGCUAUGCGAAUAAUGGCAUGAUUGGCUGUACACAGCCUCGUCGGGUUGCUGCCAUGUCGGUCGCCAAACGUGUCUCCGAGGAAGUUGGGUGUGAGCUAGGCAAGGAGGUCGGCUAUACCAUUCGUUUUGAAGACCGGACUUCGCCUGAUACCAAGAUCAAAUACAUGACGGAUGGUAUGCUUCAGCGAGAGAUCUUGCUAGACCCAGACCUCAAGCGGUAUACCGUCAUCAUGCUGGAUGAGGCACACGAAAGGACGAUCGCUACCGACGUUCUAUUUGGCCUGCUCAAGAAGACGCUCAAACGACGGCCAGACCUCAAGCUAAUUGUCACAUCCGCCACCCUCGAUGCCGACAAGUUCUCCGAAUAUUUCAACCAAUGCCCGAUCUUCUCCAUCCCUGGUCGCACAUUUCCUGUGGAGAUUAUGUAUUCGAGAGAGCCAGAGGAAGAUUACCUGGACGCAGCAUUGACUACCGUCAUGCAAAUCCACCUGACGGAACCGCCCGGUGAUAUCCUACUGUUCUUGACUGGCCAGGAGGAAAUCGACACGAGCUGUGAGGUCUUGUACGAACGGAUGAAGGCCCUGGGACCUAGUGUUCCGGAGCUAGUCAUCUUGCCUGUAUACUCAGCCCUGCCCAGCGAGAUGCAAACGAGAAUCUUCGAUCCCGCGCCACCUGGAGGCCGGAAGGUCGUCAUCGCGACCAAUAUUGCCGAGACCUCAAUCACCAUCGACGGCAUCUAUUAUGUCAUCGACCCUGGCUUCGUCAAGCAAAACGCUUAUGACCCAAAGCUAGGAAUGGACUCGUUGGUCGUCACGCCUAUCUCUCAAGCACAAGCCAAACAGAGAGCAGGUCGGGCCGGGAGAACAGGUCCAGGCAAAUGCUUCCGGUUAUACACUGAGGCAGCUUACCAGUCUGAAAUGCUUCCUACCAGCAUACCCGAGAUCCAGCGCCAGAAUCUUUCCAAUACCAUCCUCAUGCUCAAAGCAAUGGGUAUCAACGAUCUCUUACACUUCGACUUCAUGGAUCCGCCACCCACCAACACUAUGUUAACCGCACUAGAAGAGCUUUACGCGCUCUCUGCUCUCGACGACGAAGGCUUACUCACCCGCCUAGGUCGCAAAAUGGCCGACUUCCCCAUGGAACCCUCGCUCUCAAAAGCCCUCAUCGCCUCCGAAGACAUGGGUUGUUCUGAAGAAAUGCUAACCAUCGUGGCCAUGCUGUCGGUUCAAACGGUCUUCUACCGCCCGAAGGAGAAACAGCAACAAGCCGACCAGAAGAAGGCCAAAUUCAACGACCCACAUGGUGAUCAUCUUACCUUACUGAACGUCUACAACGCAUGGAAGACAUCCCGCUACUCUGAUCCAUGGUGCUUCGAGAAUUUCAUCCAGAAACGGCAGAUUGGGCGCGCAAGAGACGUGCGACAACAGCUCGUCACUAUAAUGCAAAGGUACAAGCAUCAGAUCGUCUCUUGCGGCCGUAACACCAUCAAAGUCCGACAAGCGCUGUGCUCCGGCUUCUUCAGGAACUCGGCAAGAAAAGAUCCUCAAGAAGGGUACAAGACACUUAUUGAGGGCACGCCAGUGUACAUGCACCCAAGUUCUGCCUUGUUUGGAAAGCCCGCGGAGCAUGUCAUCUUCCAUACGCUUGUGUUAACCACUAAGGAGUAUAUGCAUUGUGCGACCGUGAUUGAACCCAAGUGGCUUGUCGAAGCAGCACCCACAUUCUUCAAAGUCGCACCCACGGACCGGCUGAGUAAACGCAAGAAGGCAGAGAGGAUCCAGCCAUUGCAUAACAAGUUUGCUAAUGGGGAUGACGAUUGGCGGUUGAGUGCACAGAAGAGGCAGGGUAGAGGGGGUGGAGGUGGGACCUGGGGAUAG